Molecule: messenger RNA, 1703 nt
Organism: Coccinella septempunctata (seven-spotted ladybird)
Lineage: Eukaryota; Metazoa; Arthropoda; Insecta; Coleoptera; Coccinellidae
Exons: 2
Coding region: 305-1498 (397 amino acids)
Molecular function (GO): zinc ion binding; nucleic acid binding
Source: RefSeq, a predicted model, not a curated record
UUUUGAAUUAAAAGGUAUUGCCCAAAAAUUGAGUUGAGUUAUACGUAGAGAACACUGAUAUCAAACUUUACGUGAGAAACAAAAUGGUGGUGAAUAGUAAAGAGACAAAAAUGUAACUAUGUUGAAUGAAUUAAAUGAAAACUUGAAGGGUAUGGAGGCUGUUACAUUUUUUAUAGACGAAACAAUUUUUAAUAUUUAUCAAAUGGGUACCCAGUAUGAGAGGUAAGGAGUUUCAUGCGAGAGAAGUUUGAUAUCAGAUAUCUAGAAGACACAAAAUUCAUAAGUGGUGAUUUUUCAGAAUAAAAUGGAAGAAAACAGCUCAGAGAGCAUCUCCAAUGUCAAUAUUGGUGAAGAAUUAGAAAGGCUGAAAACUCAACUCACCGAAAUGAGAAAUAAAUUGAGGCAAGUACCAAAGAUACAGAAUCCUGCCUGCAUUUUACAAAAGGAUACUUCAUAUGAUGUAUGGAGGAAAAUUGUGGAAAACGAUUUCAGAACCUUCGGCUAUUUAUAUUUAAUUGACAAAAACGAAACAAAACCUACACUUUCUGCCGAUGAAGAAACCAGUAGAAGUGGUUUCGCUAUGGGGUAUCUAAUAAGUAGACUAGAUGAUGAAUACAAAAGAUUAGUAUGUGAUAUAAAUGAGCCUAUGGCAAUACUAGAAAAAUUGGAUUCAUUAAAACAUCCAAAAAUCCCAUCGACUAAAUUUGUUCUGAAAAGGUCAUGGUCUAAUUUGACAUACCUAAAAGGUAAAGAAACAGCUACUCAAUUUAUUACUAGAUUCGAAGAAGCUACACGAAAUCUUAUGAGGGUUACUGAAGGUGAAAUGAAAGAAGAAGAUAUUCUUGAAAAUUUUCUUAUGGCGAUUUACAAUUCCGUACCAGAAGUAAUUAGAAGGUAUGAUGCCUCUGGUGGGAAAAUCUCACUGAAUGAAAUAAAAUCUAUGAUGUUAAACACUGAGGCAACAGAAGCGGAAGCAAAAGCGAGGUGCGAAGAAAUGGAGACAACAGUUGCUCUUAAUGCCUCUGUUGGAAGUAGAGAUUCAAAGAAAUUCAAUAUAGGGAAGGUGAAGGUAUGCUAUCGAUGUGGAAAGCCGAAUCAUAUGAGUUUUGAAUGUAAGAGUAGAGCUAUCAUUUGCUACAAUUGCAAGGAACUAACUACAAAUCAUGAUGCAAAAUCAUGCAAAAAGAGGAAAGUAAUCGGAAAGAAUCGUGUAGGUUACAAUUAUAGAAAGGAGCAGAGAGGUGGAUAUCUAGGGAGAAGAAUGUAUAAAAAUGUUGGAAACAGAAGAAAUACUGAAGGUUCACAAAUGAAAGAGGAUAAUAAUAAUAGAAGAGGUUUGUACAAGAAAGUAAAACUAAGCGGGGAGGAAGGUGAAAAACCUAAAUUUGCCUUUGUCGCAAUGGAAGAUUUUGAUGCAUCGUAUGCAGAGAACUUGCAGGAAGAAGGAGAGGCAAACGCAGCAGAAGUUGAAGGUGAAACGUGUGAUGUCUUUGAAUAAAAGGUGAAGAAAAGGAGAUGAAGAAGAGAUAAGGAAAAGAGGACAGAAGAAUAAGAUUUCAGUUGUUAUGUUUCAAGAAGUUUAUUUUUUUUAUACAAAUAUAAUAUGUACUAUGUUUGAAAAUGAAGGGAGUUAAGUGGUUAACGAUGAAAUGUUAUGUUGGGAUUUACGUUGAUAUAUCUGAUAAUAAAGUUGAUAAAAAGUA